This is a messenger RNA of Phalacrocorax carbo (great cormorant), 480 nucleotides long. NCBI's taxonomy places the organism in Eukaryota, Metazoa, Chordata, Aves, Suliformes, Phalacrocoracidae. The record is from RefSeq and is a predicted model, not a curated record.
AUGUCAGCCGUUGCCUACAUGGACUUCAUGGCUGCCCAGUGCCUGGUGUCCAUCUCCAACUGCUCUGCUGUGUCCAAGGUGGCAUGGCUGAAAGUGCCAGGCAAGGUGCAGGUGGGAAAGGAGCUGUGUGACCCUUGUGAUGCUUGGAUGGACUACUGCACCUUGGUAACCAUCACCAAGAGCCUCCUGGAGCUGAACAAGUACUGGCCCCUGCCCGUCCCCUCCGUCUGCAGGAGCAACGUGGAGAGCCCAGAUGAAGAUGUGGGCUCUGACAGUGACAGGACCACAGCACGAAACUCGGCGCCAGGGCAGCCCCCUCACCUGCACGACACUGUGCCCCCCAAGGAGAAGUUGGCAGCUGAGAAGCAGCACGAGUGCCCCUACAGUGGCUGCGGCAAGGUCUACGGGAAGUCCUCCCACUUGAAAGCCCACUACCAAGUGCACACAGGGUGGGAGCCUGUGGAGGGGGGUCCCAUCUGA